AUGCACUGGAGAUCCACCUUUCUCAUCUCUUGCAUUGGCAUCGGGGGAGCCUUGACUGCCCCGGCCCCCCAGUCACAGAACACCAAGUACGUCGACUGGAAGAAAUUCAAAGCAUAUGGUGCCAACCUUGGCGGCUGGCUCGUCCAGGAGUCUACCAUUGACACGAUUUGGUGGGAUGCCUACUCUGGAGGAGCUGCUGAUGAGUGGGGUCUCUGCGAGAACCUCGGCUCACAAUGUGGCCGAGUACUGGAGAAGCGCUACGCUACAUGGAUCACCACAUCCGACAUCGAUGAUGCCGCCAGUGCUGGUGUGACUCUAUUGCGUAUCCCGACAACGUAUGCAGCUUGGAUCAAAUAUCCUGGCUCGAAGCUUUACUCUGGCAACCAGAAGGCAUAUCUAAAGGCCAUUACUACCUAUGCUAUCGAGAAGUACGGUAUGCACAUCGUUCUCGAUGUUCAUGGACUUCCUGGAGGCAUCAACGGGUUGACUAUUGGAGAGGCCGACGGUCAUUGGAACUGGUUCCACAAUGAAACCAACUUUGACUACUCUAUGCAAGUCGUCGAUGCCGCUAUCUCCUUCAUUCAAAACUCUGGUCACCCCGAGUCCUUCACAUUUGAGCCUAUGAACGAGCCUGCCGACAACAAAGACCUUUCUACAUUCGGCACCCCGGCUGCUCUCUCCGACUCUGGCGCUGCCUGGGUUCUCAAGUACAUUCAAGCCGUGCUGGAUCAUGUCGCUAAGGUGAACAAGAAGAUUCCGGUCAUGUUCCAAGGUAGCUUCAAGGGUGAAGAGUUUUGGUCUAGGAACUUCUCUAGCAGCGCCAACCUGGUCUUCGAUGUGCACAAUUACUAUUUCGCUGGUCGCGAAACAACCUCUGCAAAUGUGCCAUCAUAUAUCUGCACAGAUGCCAAGGCAACUCCUGGUGAUGGGAAGUUCCCUACCUUCGUCGGAGAGUGGUCUAUUCAAGCAUUGUACAACAACAGCUUUGCGCUGCGCGAGCGCAACCUCAAUGUGGGACUUGCGGCAUUCCACGAGUACUCCCAUGGUAGUGCUUACUGGACCUGGAAAUUCUCGGGCAAUGCCACAGUGGAUGGGCAAGGCACACAGGCGGAUUACUGGAACUACAAGGGUUUUGUUGACAGGAGCUAUGUUCAUCCGCAGUCUAGCGACCUGGACUACUGCUGA
Penicillium subrubescens is the source of this 1185-nucleotide messenger RNA. RefSeq lists its product as uncharacterized. Bases 1 to 1185 code for a protein of 394 amino acids. Gene Ontology annotation, cellular component: extracellular region; cell surface. The record is from RefSeq and is a predicted model, not a curated record. Gene Ontology annotation, molecular function: glucan exo-1,3-beta-glucosidase activity. Gene Ontology annotation, biological process: glucan catabolic process. The transcript has a single exon. NCBI's taxonomy places the organism in Eukaryota, Fungi, Ascomycota, Eurotiomycetes, Eurotiales, Aspergillaceae.